This is a messenger RNA of Spinacia oleracea (spinach), 973 nucleotides long. RefSeq names its product ADP-ribosylation factor-like protein 8b. Gene Ontology annotation, biological process: protein transport. Gene Ontology annotation, molecular function: GTP binding; GTPase activity. The record is from RefSeq and is a predicted model, not a curated record. The coding region runs from base 133 to 687 and encodes 184 amino acids. The transcript has 5 exons. Lineage: Eukaryota; Viridiplantae; Streptophyta; Magnoliopsida; Caryophyllales; Amaranthaceae.
AUUCCUGGAAAAGAUUUUCAACAGGGAGGUCAAAAUUGAAUGUAAGAGUGAGUGAGAGAGAUUGUGUGAGAGAAUAUCCCCCGUAGAUCUCUCUCUCUUCUUUCUCUCUCUAAACUUACAUCGUCGGCAGCCAUGGGUGUCUGGGAAGCUUUACUCAAUUGGCUUCGAAGCCUCUUUUUCAAGCAGGAAAUGGAGUUGUCCUUGAUAGGACUUCAGAAUGCAGGAAAAACUUCUCUUGUAAACGUUGUGGCGACUGGAGGAUAUAGUGAAGAUAUGAUCCCCACUGUUGGUUUCAAUAUGAAGAAGGUCACCAAAGGGAAUGUUACAAUAAAGUUGUGGGAUAUUGGAGGUCAACCAAGAUUUCGCAGUAUGUGGGAGAGAUAUUGCCGUGCUGUCUCCGCUAUAGUUUACGUUGUUGAUGCUGCUGACCAUGAUAACAUAAGCAUCUCUAGAAGUGAACUUCAUGAUCUUCUCAGCAAACCCUCACUCAGUGGUAUCCCUCUGCUGGUGCUCGGAAACAAAACAGACAAGGCUGGAGCUAUCUUGAAAGAAGAUUUUAUGGAACAAAUGGAGCUGAAGUCAAUUACAGACAGAGAGGUAUGCUGUUUUAUGAUCUCCUGCAAGAACUCUUCAAACAUCGAUGCAGUUAUUGACUGGCUUGUGAAGCACUCAAAGUCAAAGAGCUAAAAAUAGAAGGGCUAAUCCUCCACAUUCUUGUGUUUAAUGUUAUAAUGAAAUCUUGUUCAUUAGUAAAAAAAUCAUUUAACUUUCCGCAUGGCUGUGUUGAUAAUCCCUUAUAAAUAGCUUUUACAGUGGUGUAUAUUAGGUUUUUUGUUUAUAGAACAAUGAGAGUACUUUUGGUGUGUUUUCCCUCUGUCUGUCUUUUUAUCUGUCGGUUUGCUGCAGAGUUUACAACUUGAGGAACAGGAUCGUGAUAUCAGAAUUGUAGUAGAACAGUAUGUUUGUGCUUUUA